Molecule: messenger RNA, 753 nt
Organism: Apaloderma vittatum (bar-tailed trogon)
Lineage: Eukaryota; Metazoa; Chordata; Aves; Trogoniformes; Trogonidae
Product: trypsin I-P1-like
Exons: 5
Coding region: 1-753 (250 amino acids)
Biological process (GO): proteolysis
Molecular function (GO): serine-type endopeptidase activity
Source: RefSeq, a predicted model, not a curated record
AUGAAAUACAUACUGUUUGUCACCUUUGUUGGUGUGGCUGUUGCCUUCCCUACCAACACUGAUGAUGACGAUGACGACAAGAUCGUGGGAGGCUACACCUGUGCAGAGAACUCUGUACCCUAUCAGGUGUCCCUGAAUUCUGGGUAUCACUUCUGUGGAGGUUCCCUCAUCAACAGCCAGUGGGUCCUGUCAGCUGCUCACUGCUACAAGUCCCGCAUCCAAGUGCAGCUUGGGAAACAUAACCUGGCACUCACAGAAUCGACACAGCAGUUGAUUAGUUCAGCUAAAGUCAUCCGCCACUCUGGCUACAGUUCUGCAACACUGGACAAUGACAUUAUGCUCAUCAAGCUUGCCGCGCCAGCCCAGCUCAACCGAGCUGUCCAAACAGUUGCUUUGCCUACCAGCUGCGUGGCCACAGGCACCACAUGCCUGAUCUCUGGCUGGGGCAACACACGCAGCAAUGGUGUUCUGUAUCCGGAUACUUUGCAGUGCCUGGAAGCUCCUGUACUCUCCUCCAGUGAGUGCAGCCAAGCCUAUCCUGGGAAAAUUACUGACAACAUGAUAUGUGUAGGAUUCGUGGAGGGAGGGAAAGACUCCUGCCAGGGCGAUUCCGGCGGUCCAGUAGUCUGCAAUGGGCAGCUCCAGGGCAUUGUUUCCUGGGGUAUUGGAUGUGCGCAGAAAGGCUAUCCCGGGGUUUAUACCAAGGUUUGCAAUUAUGUCUCCUGGAUCGAAGCAACUAUUUCUGCCAAUUGA